AUGGCCUUGAUUCAGACAACGACCAAGUCCUUUUCGACGUACAAGGAGGGUCACGUGCGCGGCCUGAUCGACAUCUGUCUAAGGAUCCAACAACAGGCGCUAGCUACUUCCGGUACCUCGUGGCUCACGGACGACUACAUCAAGGGGCUUAUGCUCGACACGGUCGUGGCAGGAAUGUCCGAAAUGAUUAAGAGCAUCCGAAUGCUAAUUCUUCUCAUGUGCCGUCACCAAGACGUUCAAUCACGUGUCAACACAGAAAUUCGUGACGUCAUUGGUCCUGUUGGAACGCCAUCGACCAAUCAUCGCGAAGCAAUGACAUAUACGCAAGCGGUGAUCAUGGAAAUGCUUCGUUACGUCAGUCAAACCCCACUCGCAAUUCCACACAAGUGCAAUGAAGACGUAGUGCUCGAUGGGUAUGCCAUAUUAAAGGACACAGCGAUAUUACCCAACAUCUGGGGAAUACACCACGACGAGGAUGUGUGGGGCGACCCCUGGGACUUCCGGCCGGAGCGCUUUCUUUGCGCGGAGGACGGAAAGAAGUUACUUCCGGCCGAUCACAAAUUCAUGAAAACACUGAUCCCGUUCUCAGUUGGUAAAAGACGCUGUCCAGGCGAGGAUUUUGCCAUGUCACGUUUGUUCCUCGUGUUGACGUCACUACUUCAGCGUCUGCACUUCCGGCCGCCAGAGGGCGAGGAAUUACCGUCAGUGGAUCCGAGACAUUAA
Molecule: messenger RNA, 723 nt
Organism: Dreissena polymorpha
Lineage: Eukaryota; Metazoa; Mollusca; Bivalvia; Myida; Dreissenidae
Product: cytochrome P450 2U1-like
Exons: 5
Coding region: 1-723 (240 amino acids)
Molecular function (GO): heme binding; oxidoreductase activity, acting on paired donors, with incorporation or reduction of molecular oxygen; monooxygenase activity
Source: RefSeq, a predicted model, not a curated record